Messenger RNA from Fusarium oxysporum Fo47, 4345 nucleotides. RefSeq lists its product as uncharacterized. The transcript is spliced from 3 exons. Gene Ontology annotation, cellular component: transport vesicle; late endosome; plasma membrane. The record is from RefSeq and is a predicted model, not a curated record. Gene Ontology annotation, biological process: early endosome to late endosome transport. The coding region runs from base 277 to 4221 and encodes 1314 amino acids. Gene Ontology annotation, molecular function: phosphatidylinositol binding; SNARE binding; guanyl-nucleotide exchange factor activity. NCBI's taxonomy places the organism in Eukaryota, Fungi, Ascomycota, Sordariomycetes, Hypocreales, Nectriaceae.
UCCUUUCCACCAAUAAGUGGGCUAUCACUAUCGUUAUCGCCGUCGAAUGCCUCAUCGCCGUAUCAUGAAAUUUAGCCCGGGUGCUACUGCGACUUAAUUAUAUUCACCGAUAAUCUCUCACGAUCGAACAGCAUUCGUUCUGCAUGUGUCACCAUCCCGCUCGAUCCGUCCACGAUCUAUAUAACCGGCACCCAAACUCGAUCCAGAUACCAUCUUCAACGUUGCGACCUAGGGAGGUCGAGUGAGCUUCGAGACGGCCGGUCACAAGUCGAAUGAAUGCAACCUCUAAACCCCUUCCUGGCCGCCUUCUUUAAGAGCUCCCUCCCCAGCCAGUGCACCCCGGUACAUCACCACAUCCUACUGGUUCCGUCAACGGAUGUGCUUCUCACAUUCCGCGAGACCGAGAGCGGGAGUGCCCCUGCUGAGGUCAUCGCAUCGGAGGACUUCCUCGCCAGUCACGUUCUCCGUGUGCCAUCUCCAAAUGGCGUCGCAGGAGGCAAAGACGGUGCCCAGAACUUGAGGGAAGUGAGAGGAAAGGCAAAGCAGUUUACAACGCUUAACGGCAAAAGUGUGGUCAUCAAGGACGCUUUCAUAUACAGUAACAAAGGCUUCAAAACACUCGCCCAGGCCCAGCUUCUGAACGACAUCGUCUUCUACCCCGACGUCUUCGAACCACGGCAAUGGCUUCUCUACUAUAUAUCGAGACCCCUUGUGGGCGUCUGGGAGGAGAACAAGAUUACACCAGCCAUCUUGGUCCCCGGUGUACGAAAGCGCAGGAUUCCCGAUCAGAAACAGACACCAAACUCCGAGUCGACCGAAAACACUGCUCCUCGAAAGAAAGACAUCAAGAGCUUUCACGACCUCCUGAACAAUUUCCCGAUGAUUGCGCGCCAGAUGCAACCCGGCCUUGAGAAGUUAUUCGUCGAGUUCAGCAACGUCUUCCGAAGUCCACUACCUCCUCCCCCGUCAGCCGAGCACAUUCCAGAUCCCCCACCGAAUGGGUCUAUCAGCAAUACUGCAAGGCGAGCGCGCUCUAAUAGCGCAUUGGCAAGCACGGGCGACGAGGGCAGAUUACCAGUGACAGAGAACUUCUAUGCUGAGGACGAUGAAGAUAUCAUGAGGGCGUCUCUUGAAACCGCAGUCACAACUGCGAUCGACCUCUUCCAAGGGGUCGACAAACAACAACUUUCUCUUCUCGGCGCGACGACUGAUCUGACUGGUCCUCUUGUGGAGAAACUGAUCGAGCGUUAUGUCACAGAAAAUGUUCACAAUCAACUUUGGCCGAGACUCAAUGCACUGAAGAGACCUUACGAUCUCGAACUGGAAGCAAAAAUCAGAAAGAUGCAGUUUAUCGAUAUUUCACAACUAGGCAUUGCCAUUGAUGGCGGUUCGAAGGCGAAGCAUGACCUAAUCAUUCAACUAGGACCGGCUGUUGAGGAAUUCAAGAAGAUAUCUGCGGCCACUUGCCCUCAAGUCAUGCUGGAUCUUUUAUUAUCAACAAUCAAGAUUGUGUCUCGCUUGACGGAUUCAUCGAAAUCUCAGGCAGCGUCAUCUGAUGCAUCCUCGGAGAAGCCCAUCAUGACUAUCAACGCGGAUACCUUGGUCUCAUUCUUGCUCUAUGUGGUCAUCCGAUCACAAGUCAAGCAGUUACAGGCACGCUUGAUUUACGUCAGGAAUUUCAUCUUCAUAGACGACGUAGACAGCGGCGAGUUGGGCUAUGCGCUGAGUACAUUCGAGGCAGUGCUGGCUUAUCUUGUUCUUGACUCGGCCGGCUUGAGGCGAGCCAGCAGAAGAAACAAAGCCUUAUGGGACGCGGCGAAGACAGGAACUCUGGACGACCUUAAAAAGAUAAUGGAACCUGGCUCGGGGCCUGCUGAUGAUGACGAGCUGUCAGAAUCACCUACCUCCAGCCGUCGAGCAUCUACAGUGUUGAAUCUCCAAAAUGACACAAGAUCGACAGGCCCUUCAAGAUCUAGAAGAUCGUCACUGCGUCUCUCUUUUAACGAUCCGUCACCAUAUGAACACUAUUCUCAUGGUUCGGGACUGAGCCACGUAUUCCCCUUCCAAGCAGAGGGUGAGAACGAAACACACGCACACGACUUUUCUAUACCAAUACGACGGGUGAAGAAGGUGGCGAUGGACACCCGAAGCAUAUCAGGCGAUUCCGAGGUUUCAUUCCACUCUCGCACGGGGAGCGUUGGGACCAUCGGCAGUGCUCUGGAAGGGGAUAUCUCAGUGAACCGAUUGUCACAGACAAACAAUUCCUUUGGAGAAUCAGUUCUGAUGAUGGCCAUCCAAGCUGAACGUGCUGAGACGCUCAAGUACUUGCUCUCCUUGGCCGAUUAUUUCUCUCCUUCUUUUGUUCUAGAUGACAUGAACAACGAAGAUACCACCUUACUGAGUGCUGCCAUACAAUUAGGCAAUGCUCAAAUUAUAGAUUUGACGCUGGGGUUUAUCAUCACCUCGACAACUCCUGAGCAAUUAGUUUCAUAUCUAGCGCAGCAAGACAUCUGGGGACGUAGCUGUGCUCAUUACCUCUUCAAUGCACCGGCUUUGAUCACUCGAAUCGGGCACCUAAUACCUUGGCGACAAAGAGACAAGAACGGGCAAACUCCGCUCUUCGCUCUUUGUCGCUCUUACGAUCAUAAGAACUAUCUGGAAAUGGUGGAAGCUGGGCUCAAUGCUGCAGCUGCAGCGCAACAUGAUGGACUGCCACUCCAUAUUGACGAACAUGUCGACAACAAGGGCAACACACUGCUUCACAUUGUCAGCAAUGCGAGUCUUGCCAUGAACAUACUGCAAUUUUGCGAUGUUGACGUCAAUGCGACGAAUGAUAAGAGGUUCACAGCGUUGAUGGUAGCCAGCAAGUAUGGCAGAUACGACAUGGUCCGUACUCUGUUCGCCGAUCCAAGAGUGGAUGUAGGGGCAAAGGAGAUCAGAGGCCUCACAGCAGUUGAACUGGCGAAGGACGACGAUGUGCGGAACAAGAUCGAUGAUCUUGCCUUGUUCAGCAUGCCCCCUGGGCCAGAUGCACGUAUCACUGGUGUGGUCAGGGCAUUCUUCGUGGAAGAUGCGACGGUGAGAUUGGUGUUGAAGUCAGCGGCCCCAACGGAUCAUGAUAGUUAUACGGUGACAACGAGUCGUCGCUCGCUCUCUGAUUUUGAACAUCUCCCUACCCUCCUGGCGCUUGAAAAUCCAGCUUCGUGGAUACCCUCACUCGCCGAUGUUCGCUCUCCGUUCCAAAUACCGUCGAAGCCAUCACGAGCCAUUCUGCGAGACAUGCAAGCUCGCGCAGACUGGUUCUUGAAGAUCAUGCUAAUGCACCCAACUUUUGCCACACACGAGAUGCUAUGGGAGUUUUUCCUGGUACCAGAGUUACAAUUGGAUAUGAUGGAGCAACGGACGCUCCUCAAAACAGAAGCGAGAGCAGAGAAGGUGCGAGAUGAAUAUGAACCCGUGGAGGACGUGAGGGAGGUGGAACAGUUUGUCAAUCAUGCGCGAGAAAUGAUCCGGAGCGUGAACUACUCGACUAAGAGUGCGACCAGACGCGCCAACAAUCUUGGACUCGUCGCAGCAGACAUGUACGAUUCUUCGGUGUUGCUUCAUCGAGCUGUUUCAACACUGCAAUUCCUCCCACCGAGAUACAUAGAUGCGUUUGAGACGUAUGUACGAUCCAUCGUCCCCACCCAGUCAAACGCGCAGGCAAACCUUCACUCGUCAUUCCUGGCUCUGCAAUCUACGGUUCAGGCACUGCUGGCGUCCUUGUCUCGGCCACCCUCCAUCAUUUCCCAGAUGAGAGCGGCCAAGCGUGAGGCCGACAGAAACUUUAAUUCUCUUAACAAGUCGAGGUGGCCACUUGGUCUUCUGGAUGAUACCAGACAGCGACUCUAUGAUGAAAAGGAGGAGAGGGCACGGAAGUCGAGGGAAGAGGCCGCAAAUCUUGCGAGGGAACUUAGAUACACACAACAGACGGUGGCUGGAGAACUAGCAGGGUGGCAAGAACUACACGAGAAGAUGGGCCGCCACGCCAUCCGAGAAUUCGUUCGGGGGAUGGUAGUGCAGGAGAGGAUGAAGUUGGAUGGUAUGCUGAGAGCACUACGAAAAGUAAGGUUGCCUGAUACGAUUGUGGUGGGUAACGGGACUAGAACACCAGCCCCAUCACAAGUGAGGGAGCCUGAAGAAGUCGAGAUGGAUGAGAGCGAGGAUAAUAGCGAGGCUUGAUGGGGAGGGUAGUGUUGAGUGUGGAUACCGGGGAACUCCAAUCCAUGAGAUGAAUAUCAAGCAAACAUACAACACCAUAAAGACGCGUGAUAUGGCGAUGGGAGAUAGAAGAGACGCGUCGAGU